Messenger RNA from Oryza brachyantha (malo sina), 1599 nucleotides. RefSeq names its product short-chain dehydrogenase TIC 32, chloroplastic-like. The record is from RefSeq and is a predicted model, not a curated record. Bases 98 to 1096 code for a protein of 332 amino acids. NCBI's taxonomy places the organism in Eukaryota, Viridiplantae, Streptophyta, Magnoliopsida, Poales, Poaceae. The transcript has 8 exons.
UGGCAGCAAAUGCUUUUGCUUCUGCACAACUCUGAAUUCUCUGAAACUUGUGCUUCUGACCAAUUAGUUCAGUAGAGGAGGAGGAGGAGGAGGAGGAAUGGGGUUUAGCUGGGGAUGGCUGUGUGGACGGCGGAAAGGGCCCUCAGGCUUUGGUGCGGCGUCCACCGCCGAGGAGGUCACCGUCGGCGUCGACGCCAGCCGCCUUACGGUCGUCGUCACAGGUGCAACAAAUGGCAUAGGAAAGGAGACAGCCAGAGUUCUUGCACUAAGGGGAGCAGAGGUGAUCUUACCAACAAGGACACUGGAGAGUGGCAUGAAGGUCAAAGAAAGCCUUGCAGAGCAAGUUCCUAGCUCAAAGCUCCAUGUCAUGGAAAUGGAUCUUAGCUCCCUUGACUCCGUCCGCAGCUUCGCAAAGUCGUUUAACUCGUCUUAUAGGCAUCUGAACGUCCUCAUAAACAAUGCAGGGGUAAUGGCAUGCCCUUUUGGGCUAUCAAAAGAUGGGAUUGAGCUUCAGUUCGCAACGAAUCAUGUUGGGCAUUUCUUGCUGACAAAUCUCCUCCUCGACAAGAUGAAAGCCACGGCUAAAGAGACUGGUUUGCAAGGCAGGAUAAUAAAUGUAUCUUCCAUUACGCAUCGAGGAAGCGAUGGUUCAUGCUUUGAUCUAGAUAAGCUAAACGACAAGUCGAAGUACCGUCCAUUCAAGGCAUAUGCGCAUUCUAAAUUAGCGAACAUUCUCCAUGCAAAUGAGCUAUCCAGGCGUUUUCAGGAAGAAGGAUGCAAUCUGACUGCAAAUUCCCUGCAUCCUGGGGUAAUCCCCACCAACCUUCUUCGCCACAUCCUGACGAAUGGUGUGAUCAUAUCAAUCUUGUCAGUGAUGAAACCUUUUCUCAAGAGCAUACCUCAGGGAGCUGCGACGAAUUGUUAUCUAGCAUUGCAUCCUGGCGUGAAGGACGUGUCCGGCAAAUACUUCGACAACUGCAACGAAGCUACACCGACGGCUGUCGCAAGAGAUGCAGAGCUAGCAAAGAAGCUGUGGGAGUUCAGUGAAGAGCUAACUAGUGGCGAGCACAAGCUGAAGGGAAAUGUAACUACUUGAAGUCGGCAACUACAUUUGGAAUGAGAGAUGAGGAGCCCAGCCGCGGAUCCAUAAUUUAGACAUGGGAGAGGCCGAAAAGUCUUUAAAAUGGGCAUACUUCGCUAUUAUCUGCUACCACCGUUUCAAUCUAGAUUCAUAAUAGUAGGAUAUGUCAUAUCCAGAAUUAGGAUUCAAUAUUUUGGAACGUAUGGAGUGAUUAAUUAGAUGGUCUCUGCCAACCAUUAUACUAUAUAUAGCACAACUGUUCUAAGUUGUUACCCAAUGUCAUCCGAGACGACGAUUGUACCCUGUAUUUGUUUUUCCCCUAAUAUUAGGCGUGAGGUUUGAAGCUUUAAGCAGCGAUAUUUGCUUUUCUUUUUUGAAGAGGAUAAGCGUCCUAAAAAGAUACAUAAGUUUUUGGGAAGGUUCAUACACUAGUCUAGUCUACUUAUCAAUAUUUUUAUACAAUGUAUGAUGUACAGACUUUUCUAGAAAAUUGUAUGUCCCUUUUGUUUAUUGGGAUG